UGACGUCACAGGCAAGCGCCGAACUCCAGUUUCCAAAGUUUUUAUGAGGAGCUAAGGAUAGCUGAUGGACAUAAAAGUGAGUUUCUGUCGUAUUUGUCCCCAAGUUAACCGAUGGAUGACAUCAACGUACUCCACCACAGAUGCCUCCUGAAUCUGAGGCGUCGAAUCCGAGGUAUCGGGGAUGGGCGCCCUGCACAGGAACGCUACAUGAGGAUACAGAAGGAUGGAGAGACACUCAGUUACCAAGGGAACUCUGAGGAGGUGGGUUGCUAUGUGGCUGGCCAUCCUUUAUCAAAGGGAAAUUGCUAUUUUGAGGUGACAUUAGUGGACACAGGGGUGAGGGGGACCAUCGCUGUGGGCCUGGUGCCUAAAUUCUACAGACUGGACCACCAGCCUGGCUGGCUGCCAUACUCUGUAGCUUACCACGCUGACAACGGCAAGUUAUACAAUGGAAACCCUGUCGGUCAGCAGUUUGGGCCAAAGUGUGCUCGUGGUGACCGCAUCGGCUGUGGAAUACACUCAGAGAACAUUGAAGCAGGUUUUACAACAGUCUUUUUCACCAAAAACGGCAAAGAGGUGGGUUCAGUGGAGGUUCCCGUGUCUGCGGAGGGGCUGUUCCCCGCCGUAGGGAUGCACUCCAUGGGGGAGGAGGUGAAGGUUGACCUGCAGGCGGAGUGGUUCCUGGAGGUAGACGAUAGUAUGAUGAUGGUGGACAGCCAUGAAGAUGACUGGGGGCGGCUUUUCGAUGUCAGGGUUAGCGGCACGCUCUUGGAGUAUGUUGGCAAGGGAAAGAGCAUCAUGGACGUGGGUUUGGCUCAGGCCCGCCAGCCACUCACCACCCGCUGCCACUACUACGAAGUGGAGAUUGUUGAUGCUGGAGAGAAGUGUUACAUUGCCCUGGGCCUGGCGAAAAAGGACUAUCCCAGGAACAGACACCCGGGAUGGAGCCGAGGGUCGGUGGCGUACCAUGCCGACGACGGCAAGGUCUUCCACGGCAGCGGGGUCGGAGACGCUUUCGGUCCUCGCUGCUUGAAAGGCGACAUUAUGGGCUGCGGCAUCAUGUUCCCACGAGACUACAUCCUGGACGAAGAAGGUGACGUGGACGACUGGGAUCGGCUGGAGGUCCGUCAGGGUCGGGAAGGAGUCCAGAACGUUCUGUACCUCGACGACGAAGAGGAGGAAGAGGAAGACGGGGAAGAGGGCGAGCAGGAGGCCAGGAAGGUCACGGUGUUCUUCACCAGGAACGGGAAGCUGAUGGGCCGCAGGGAGAUGAGGGUCCCUCCCGGGGGUCUGUUCCCCACCGUGGGGAUGCUGAGCAGCGGGGAGAAGGUGAAGGUGGACCUGCACCCCCUCAGCGGCUGAGCGGACCCCCACUGUGAGCUCUGCUAACAGCUGGCUGCCCUGCAGAGCUCACACCUAGCCUAGCAUGCUGCGAACACUUCAAACACACCGGCGCUGUCUCUGCUUUUAUUUAUAAGACCUGUACAUUGUCUCAUCAAAGAAUCACAACCGGAUCACACACCUGAUUGUACAGUAGCAGAGAAGUCAAACAUAAGCUGUGUAGGUUACAGCAUGCUGCACCUAAAAGAAAAUAUAUAUAUUUAACGGUUUAUUCAAUGCAAUCUGUACGGCUAUCACCUUCACAUCUAACCUCCCUCUGCAUGCAGUGUGUCCAACACUGAGCUGUUAAACCCCCUCUCAUGAGCUCUGUUUAUUUCAUUUGUCACGACCCAAAGCUAAGCAGAGCAGGGAAUACACUCUCCCCUCUCUGUCUCUCCCCCUUCUCUCUGUCUCUCCUCCUCCCCCUCUCUCUCUCUCUCCUCCUCCCUCUCUCUGGGUGAGGCUGCCCUCCUGUGAGCGUUCAGGGACCUGCUGCCUCCCGGAGCUUCGCUGGAAGUGAAACCGAGGAUCUGUUGCAAUAUUUCACAAAUGCAUCCACGCUUAUUGUAUACGAGCAGGUUUGGCCAUCACAACCUCACAUUCAGAUGCUGUUAACUGUUUCUAAUCGGAGAAGGACUACACUUAAACAAACAUGUCAGGUAUGUUUUCUACAGGGGCAUCUGCAGAAUACACAUUUAAAAUCUUUAACGUAAAAAGUUCAGGGAAUGUGUUUUGUUGUUGCACUUUGGGGAGUCAUACAAGAAUACAGGGAGUGGACCAAACUGAAACGACCCUUGCAGUGUGAUGCAACCCCUCAAUCAUCAGCCAUACAAUAUAUCCACAGCUUAAUUUAUAAUCAUUAAAUGUAAUCAGCUCUGGCUGCUGUGUUGGAUUGCAUCACACAGUAAUGUGUUACUUUGGGUUUUAACAUAGUCCUCAGUGCAUGCAAAGGGUUAUUUCCUGUCUCACUUUUCCUCUCCUGUUUUUCUAACCAUAAAGUUAUACUAAUAUAUCACCGUUAAGUUUACAAGAAGAGAUCCUCCCAAAUGAAUUCCUUGCUUUAGUAGUCAGAGGAUGAUUUCUGUGAUAACAUUAUGUGAUGAAGAGUUAACUCAAGGAUGAAGAUGAUUUGUGGUUGCUGCAUGUUUGUGUUUGUGUGUCUGCACAUCAUCAUCAUCAUCAUCAUCAUCAGCAGCAGCAGAGGUUUGCAUCACAAAGACGGAUCAGAUCAGAGACUCUGGUUUUAUGCUGACUCACUUCAAGCUGUGUUGGAUCACUAUGGUAACCAUGCAAAAGCAUAGGGCUGCAACAAUCGUUUUUCGUUAUUAAAUAUGCAGUGCAAACAUUUUCUUGAUUGUUUAGUCUUUAAGAUGUCAUGUGGAAUAUUUAGAAAUCAUAAUUAUAGAUUUGAAAAUAAAUAAAUAUUCUAAAUUCUUCUUCCCUAAAACCUUCAGCCUACAUUUCCCACAAUGCAACUCGACAAACACCAUAGCCUCAAGCAAUACUUUUUUUCUGCGUCACACGGCUGUAUCGGCGCCUUCCAACCUACAGUUUAACAACAAUUCUUCAUGGCAGAUGUAAACCAGUAUUAACUGUGAAUGUAUUAUUUUCAGGUUUUAUUUUUAAUGAUUAAAUACUUUAAAUUAAAUCCGUUUACCACACCAUGUUCUAUAUGUGAGCUCCCGCGUUUCUCCUCUUAGUAUAUAAUAGUUCGAAUAAUUGUAUACGACGGUUAAUUCUUAAACGGUCUGCCAUUAAACAGUCUGAGGAGGAGCAAUGCAUUCUGGGAUGGUCAAUUAUGUACAGUUAACGUCCAUCUUAAACUAAAAUGUUUUCUAAUAAAGUCAACAUCAGGAAUAUCUCAUAUGUACACACAAUCCACGUUAGAACGCCACACUUAGUAAAAAAAAAAAGUAUUAGUUGCAGUUUUGAACACAGCCACAGAUUUAUUUCAUUUUCAAACGUAAAGCUAGUCCCAAACCACAUUGCAACCUUUUAUUGAACAUACUAGUCCUCUCAAAUACCUGAAAACAGACUUGGAUGUUUAACUCUUGUUGAAUAAUCGGUCAUAACUGGAUUAGUUAAAAAAAUAACGGUUAUUCUUCUGUUAGGCUGAACUGGAUUUGUGAUAGACUUCAGCAAUCUGUGCACGUGAAUGAGAAAUACUGUAGUUUGUUGUAUUGUGUCAGUGGGAGCUGGUUUCCACACAAAUUAUAAACAUUAUAUUGUAUAAUCUUAAUCUUUAAAACCUUCCCCACAUCUGUGUUCGUCCAUCACAACACCAGCAGCCCUGCAACAUAAACUACAUUCCUGUAAAGGUGCAAACUGCAGGAUGCUGUAGUGUUUCAGCUUUCAUUCUGCAGACAGUCGUGCUAGGAAUAACACUUUAUGUAAAAUCACUACAAAGGGUUACGUUUUAAAUCACAUAUCUGCUGGAGACCAUGUUUGUAAUCAGCUGUUAUGCAUCUUGUUUUAGAGCCAUUGAUGAUGUGAAUACAAAUGUAAAUCACUAAGUUGUCCUCCUCCUGCAGGGCUGGAUAGAGACUUAUGUUAAUUAUGCUAGACAGUGCAAAGACAUUGAGACACUUCAGGGUAUUAAAGUCACUUAUUGUAACGUUUACAAAGUUUCACGGUUCAACCAAAUUCUUAGUUAAAUCUGGUUUUAAAUGUUUGUAGCGUCUCUUUACUCGUGUGAUAACUCGCCUCGUUGACUUGCACUUUGAAGACCUUGUUUCAGAUCAUCAAUAAAGGUUUCAGUAAU
Gymnodraco acuticeps is the source of this 4141-nucleotide messenger RNA. Its product is annotated as SPRY domain-containing protein 3-like. The record is from RefSeq and is a predicted model, not a curated record. Lineage: Eukaryota; Metazoa; Chordata; Actinopteri; Perciformes; Bathydraconidae. The transcript has 11 exons. Gene Ontology annotation, molecular function: protein binding. Bases 112 to 1362 code for a protein of 416 amino acids.